Messenger RNA from Aspergillus steynii IBT 23096, 882 nucleotides. Its product is annotated as alpha/beta hydrolase. Gene Ontology annotation, biological process: protein depalmitoylation. NCBI's taxonomy places the organism in Eukaryota, Fungi, Ascomycota, Eurotiomycetes, Eurotiales, Aspergillaceae. The record is from RefSeq and is a predicted model, not a curated record. The coding region runs from base 1 to 882 and encodes 293 amino acids. The transcript has a single exon. Gene Ontology annotation, cellular component: cytoplasm. Gene Ontology annotation, molecular function: palmitoyl-(protein) hydrolase activity; carboxylic ester hydrolase activity.
AUGAAUUUUCCAGAACCACAUAUUCAACCCCCGCAGGGCUCUCACACGCAUACCGCAAUUCUGCUGCACGGUCGCGGCAGCGAUGGUUCGGAAUUCGCCGAAGACUUUUUCUCAUCUACGACCUCGAACAGCCAGAACCUGGCUGACUGCCUUCCAACUUGGCGCUGGGUAUUUCCAACAUCUCGUGAGCGAUGGGAUUCUCGGUUCCAGGAAGACAUGUGUGCCUGGUUUGAGGCCUACUCCUUGACCGACAUCCAAGAGCUACAGGAGCUGCAAAUCGAAGGCCUAAGAGAGUCUGUCUCGUAUAUUCUGACUCUGCUUGAAAGCGAGAUCGAAUUGCUCGAUGGCAAGAUCAGUCAUCUCUACCUCGGAGGCAUCAGCCAGGGAAUGGCGACUGCCUUGUGGACACUGAUUUGCGCGGAUGGGCGCCUUCCAGGACAGCUGGGCGGAUUCCUGGGUUUCUGCGGCUGGUUGCCUUUUGCCCACCAGCUCGAAGACUUGCUUCUUCCGUCUAACGAGGCCAAAUCACUCAUUCCUCAUCCGAAGGGAGCUCGGAUUCAGUCUCUCGUGUCUCAUUUGUUCGCCGAUACCAUCGGCAAACCCGAGGUGCCACAGGGAGACGAGUCCGGUGACACCACCUUGCUGUCAAUUCCCGUGUUUCUGAGUCACGGCACUGACGACGCGUGGGUGCCUGUGCAACUGGGUCGGCAGGCAGGUCGCAUCUUGCGACAGAUCUCGGUUGAUGUUGAAUGGCAUGAGUUUGAGGGCGCCGAGGGCGAUGGCCAUUGGAUCAAGGAGCCUGAGGGGUUUGACCAGAUCGUGGGAUUUGUGGAGAGAGCGACGCAGAGGAUAGGGAAGGAUCCUGCUAAAGUACGGGAGUAG